Messenger RNA from Melospiza georgiana, 7205 nucleotides. It is a transcript of the gene TRAM1, whose product is annotated as translocation associated membrane protein 1. Gene Ontology annotation, cellular component: endoplasmic reticulum membrane. The record is from RefSeq and is a predicted model, not a curated record. Gene Ontology annotation, biological process: protein insertion into ER membrane; SRP-dependent cotranslational protein targeting to membrane, translocation. Bases 85 to 1209 code for a protein of 374 amino acids. NCBI's taxonomy places the organism in Eukaryota, Metazoa, Chordata, Aves, Passeriformes, Passerellidae. The transcript has 11 exons.
CCGCCUCUUCCUGGCCGCGGCCAGAGGAGCUGUGCUGGCAGCGGGGAGGCGGCGGCGGCGGCGGCGCCCAGUUCCCGGCCCGCCAUGGCGAUCCGCAAGAAGAGCAACAAGAACCCGCCGGUGCUGAGCCACGAGUUCAUCGUGCAGAACCAUGCGGACAUCGUCUCCUGCAUGGCUAUGAUCUUCCUGCUGGGGCUCAUGUUCGAGAUUACAGCAAAAGCAGCCGUCAUUUUUGUUACGCUUCAGUAUAAUGUUACCAUUCCUGCCACAGAAGAACAAUCUGCUGAAACAAUCUCUCUCUAUUACUAUGGCAUCAAAGACUUGGCUACAAUUUUCUUUUACAUGCUUGUAGCAAUAAUCAUACAUGCUAUAAUUCAGGAGUAUGUACUGGAUAAAAUUAACAGGAAAAUGCACUUUUCAAAAACAAAGCAUAGCAAGUUCAAUGAGUCUGGGCAACUCAGUGCAUUCUACCUUUUCUCCUGUGUUUGGGGAACGAGUAUUCUUGUCUCUGAGAACUAUAUAUCAGAUCCAACGUCUCUGUGGAGGGACUACCCGCACACUCUGAUUCCGUUUCAAAUGAAGUUUUUCUACAUCUUACAGUUGGCAUACUGGUUUCAUGCUUUUCCAGAACUGUACUUUCAGAAAACUAAAAAAGAGGAUAUCUUUCGCCAGAUUGUCUACAUUGGACUUUACCUCUUUCAUAUUGCUGGAGCCUAUCUCUUGAAUCUGACCCACCUUGGACUUGUUCUUCUGGUAUUGCAUUACUUCGUUGAAUUUCUUUUCCACAUAUCCCGUCUUUUCUACUUCAGUGAUGAAAAAUACCAGAAAGGAUUUUCACUGUGGGCAGUUCUUUUUGUUUUGGGAAGGCUUCUCACCUUGAUUCUCUCAGUCCUCACUUUUGGCUUUGGACUGGCAAGAGCAGAAGAUCAGCAGCUGAAUUUCAGUACUGGGAACUUUAACAUCCUGGCUGUUAGAAUCAGUGUGCUGGCCUCCAUCUGCAUGACCCAAGCAUUUAUGAUGUGGAAGUUCAUUAAUUUCCAGCUUCGGAGGUGGAGAGAGCAUUCUUCUUCUCAGCCUCAGUCAGUGAAAAAGAAGUUUGUAUCAGCUAAAGGAAAGACCUCCAGAAAAGAAAGAGAAAAUGGAAUAAAUGGAACAGUGACCUCAAACGGAGCAGACUCGCCUCGCAGCAGGAAGGAUAAAUCCUCGUAAAACUGGGUUUUAUUAAGUUAAUUGACUAAUGUCCCCAAAGAAUCUGCUUUUUACAUGGAUGGCCCUUCAGCACUAGAAAUAUUAUGGAUUAAAGAAAAUACAAUUCAUGUUUUUUGAUUAUUGCUGUUGUUUUGAGAAACUUUUUUUAAAAAACCAUUUUGACUAAGGAAAAAGUUUAUCUCUCUUCAGAUACUUGGGGGGAGGAUUCAACACUUUUUAAAACACAUUGACGCUUUUUUAAAUAUUUACUGUGAUGAAAUAACUUACUUAAUGAGGAUCACUGUUGCAGUGUAUUAUUUCCUUCCAGUUUUUGUAAUCUUGGUGAUACUGUUCUACCAACUUCACUUUUUCCAAGUUCCUCAAAAAGUAUUGCAAAAUUGAAGUAAAAACAUUGUAUGCAUAUUCAGAUACUCUGGGUUUUCAGCUAAUUACCUUGACUCAAAUUUACAUUUCAAUUUGGGAUUCCAAGACCACACCAAUAGACCUCUUUAUUUGGUAGUUACUAUAGCUGCACAAUGUCUGCUCUAAGAAUUGCCCCAUAUCAUUAAAACAAAACUGAACUAAUUGGAAACGUUGCAGAGUCUUAUUGUUUGUUGGUUAGAAAUCUCUUACAAGGAGCACAACACCUUUUUGAGAUAUAGCUUUUAGCACCUGAAAAUUAGAAGGGAGUGUGUAUGGUCAUAGAGAGAGUAAUUUGAGUAGCACUGUCCACUUCUGUCUGUGCUUUUGAGGUGUAUGUAUCUUGGAGAAUUGGUGUGCACUGGACCUUCUUUGAAAACUUGUCUGUCUGAUUUUCCGGGUGGAGGUUAUUACAAUGUGCUGUGUUUGUUUUGGGAGGCAAUCAAUGCUCCGUGAAGAGGGAAUUAGAUAAAUGGAUCAAGUGAUGAGAAACAUUCCUUUAUUCUAACUGCUUUGCUUUGUUUCACCUCUGUUAGGAAAUAGUUUGAUUUCUCCUAUAUAUAUUUUUAUGAAAAAAUAUUUAAAAGCUACAGCUUCUUAAAACUGAUUUAUUGUGACCUCUGCUGCAACUGGAAAAAUCUAAAUUUAAGAAUUUUUCCAUUAUCUUUCAUAAUUGUAUUCAAUGUGAAACCUUGUCCAGUUAGUUUUCCAGUUUAUUAUGCAGAUAAUCUUUCCUCUGUAGACUUUUGGAAUGGGUGCAAUUCAGCCUGUUUCACUUGGGAAUGAGUGAGACAGUUAUUGCAGUCCUAAGAAGAAGUUGCUAAAUUAGUCUAUCAAGUUAACCCAAGUAUUGAACUGCUUAUUGAUUAAGGAGUAAUUAUGAGCAAUCAAGCUGAUAAAUAAAAUAAUUGUAAUUAAAAACUGUUAUUAUAAUGGAAUCUAUACCCAACAAAAUUAUAAAUCUGCAUUCUGUAUUUUCUACAGUUCAAUUGCUUACUAUUCAGAAUAAACAUUCUAGUACAAAAUCCUCACUACAAGCAACUAUCCAUUCUUCAGUUGUUUAGCGCUGUUUAGAGUUAUUACAGUAUAAUUUAUUGCAUGUUUCAGCUGAUUACAGACACAAUUCCCAAGUAUUUGGUUCACAGCUCCUGAAGCGGACUUGGCAGACUUGUACUUGCUUAGCUGGAGAGCUCUGGGGCAGGGUGCCCUCGAGUAUGCCCAGUCUGCUUCAGCAGAAGUAGGGAUCCCAUGUGCUGGGACAUCCCAGGUAGAACUGUGAAUCUGUCCAACCUGACAACAAAACUGGAAAACUGGAACUCGGAAAUUUUGAGACUCGUGUACAUUAUAUACUUGUUCAAAAUCAUGUUUUGUGUCUGAUGUUCCCAGGAGAACCUUCAAAGAUUCUGUGUGCCUUGCUCUCAAAUUGUACCUUAAGCCAAAGGGGGUAAAUUUUAAGUGUCUAGUAUGGUGCUUGGACUCUAAAUCAGUUUGCUUGUGAUAUCUGGUUGCACUGGGGCUGAAAGAAUCAUAAAGGGUGGAGGAACAAAUUAUGAAGCAGUCAUUUAAGGUACUUCUUGAGAUCUUCAAGACUUUUAGGAGUCUGAGGGUUGUAAUAGUUGUUUCCCUAAGGCAAACUAUUUCUUGUUAACCUCAUUCUUUGACACAGUAGUCUUGAAAUGUAAACUUCAGGUUAAUUUCCAAAAACUUCAGAAGUAUUCUUGACUGUUAAUACUGACGUUGCUUUUUGUCUCCUUUUGGCCUUAUGGACGGACAUUCUUGUCCUUUGGACAUUUACAAAAGCACUUUUGUUUCCACAAUGGCUUAAUAUUCAUCAUUGCCUUAUAGGAGUUGUUGGUAUCUGCCAAGUAAUAGAAAGUAACAACAGGUGUUCCAGAAAUUGGUUAGAGUAUUGGAAGCCACUAUUUUCUGUCUCUUCUCUCAUAACUAAAAAUACAUAUUUAUCAUGUUUGAUGAGGCAAGACCAGUAUUGUUUAAUUAUCUGCCUUGGGAUAGAAACUCUCAAACUUAGAAGAUAUUGAGACUUCUAAUUUGAUAUUACUUGUUUUAGCAUUAGAGUAUUGUUUGGCUUAAAAUUGAUUUUCAAAUGUUAUUGCAGUUUUGGCUCUUUGCUGUAAUCAGAGUUUCAGUAAGAUGGAAGAAUAUUAGUUGUCUAGUCAUGUUUUCUUUAUUAUGGCAUCAAGAAAAUUAGAAAUGGAAAUGACUGAGGAGUUCAUUAUUAUAUCCUACGCCAAAUAAAAUAGGCAGUAGUUAAUUUAUCCUCAUCAAUUACCAGGUCCCACAAAGAGAAAGCUUUGUCCAUUUAGAUGGAUUUGAAUUGAAUAAUUACACAGACAGUGGAUAGCGUUUGUUUGGUUCGGGUUUUUUUUCUUAAACCUCUUUCUCUUUGCCCCUUCUUAUCAAAACUUUUCAAGAUUUAACAACAGAUGAUUUCAAGCCUUUUUUUGAGCCCUGAAUGUGUGUUUGUUUUAUGUGCCAGAAUAUUCUCUCAAAACCAUCAUUUUACUUUUAAAGUAGUUAUAUUUAAUUUCAAAGUACAAACAAGGAAUGCAGAGCAGCUGAAAUUAAUUUUCAGAGUUUUAGUUUUCAUCUGGGCACUUUCUCCUUGACUGGUUGCAAAGACUGAUUUCUCCUGUGUGAAUCAUUCAUGAAUGUGAAAAUAUUCUUUGGAAAUACUGUUUUUCUGGUGAUCCCAUGCCCAAACUUAGGAAUAGUGAAGGAAUUUGCUGAGCAGAGAAAAUGCAUAGGCUAUUUCUUCUAAGUUUAGGUUAUGCUGAAGGUAAAUUAUGUAUAUUGGGAUGAUGCAUUUAGAAAAUCAGCAGGUAUUGGUAAGCAUUUGGUAUUUUUUCUAAAUACUCUUUCUUUGAAAAUUUUGGUUGUGUUUAUGGAGUUAUAGUACCCAGAAUCAUAAAAAGCAGUGUGGUCCUUGUGUAUAGGUAAUUGGACUUCUGUAAAAAGGGUCAAUACACAUCUGCAGUCCUUUGUUCUUUGCAGAUUUCUGACUGACUGCACCUGAGUUGAUAUUGUUGGGGCAAAACUUGAUAUGAAAACAAGCAUGUUUGGGUUUUUCCCAUUGGGUUAGUUGCCUGAUAGUAACCCCAGAGUUUUACAAGUAAUUAUGUAUAAGCAAGAAGAAGAGUUGCAGGGUAAGGAUCAAUGUUCUAAGGCAUCUGUCCCUUUCAACAGCAUGUUGCUUAAAAAUUACACUAGAUUACACUGUGGGAGAUCUUUAAACGCUUUCAGUCACCCGAACCAGAAGGGGCCUGGUCUCUCUGGUAGUUCCUACAUGCCAAAUCCAUUAAGUAUUAAUGGAUUUUUUUCAUAUCUUGUGGGGGAAGGGGAGCUACUCAUUGUGGUUUACUGUACUGAGAUACCUUUUAUCUGUCAUCAGGGUUUCCAAGCAGUGCAAGAGGACAUUGGCAGAGGAGAAAUAGGGAUUUUGAAAUUGUGGAUUGUCCUGGAUCAAACAAACAACAUUACUUUCCUUAACAGCCAGGAAAUUAUGGGGUUUUUUUUCUUUUUUGGUGUGAGAUUUUUUAGUUCCUACAUCAAUCCUUUAUGUACUGGAGGAGGUAUUCCAGAGAGCUUCACAAGAAUUGCACUGUAUGCGAGCCUUGGUACAUGGAGGGGAGGAUUGUUUGGUUUUCUCUUGGUUUGUUUUCCUGUUUUCAGGAAGUUCACCAGCUGAUUCCUAGGUCAUACUUGGGUUUGGUUCCAUUUGUGACUCAGGCCUUUGGGCCUGUGUUGUAAAUGUUGGAGAUUGGCAGUUUCAAUAGGCUCCCUGUGCAGUGAUCAUCGCUGUCCUAAUUGUUCUGUCUGGAAAAUGUCAGUAUUGAAGGGACUUAAACACAAAGUAGAGACAGUGGUGAUGUUUGUAACAUUUACAGGCCAGUGGGAGCCUGCAUACAGAGAUGGCAUCUGGAGGGGGGGCUGUGGUUUAAUGCCUGAAUCUUGUUAUGCAAAUAUUUAGGUUAUUUCUGGCGCAGGGUAUAAGAAUGUCCUACAAAAUGAAAGCUUGGGGAAUAUUUAGAAAAUCCUUUAAAAAGAAAAAGACUUCAAAGGACUGACGUCAGUUAUCAUCUGUUCAUCAUAUUUGAAUUUCUUACAUUGCGAGCUGUGGAUUAUCUUUAGAGCACUGGAUUAGCCCAUGCUUGUAGGUUUGUCGGUGGGGUUGUUUUAUAUACUGUAAGUUGUUGUGGUGGAUGUCUGGUGAGUGCCCCUUCUUCACACUGCUCCCUGAACUGCUCAGUUUUGGAUCUGAUAACCCUAAAUCUGUACACAAUAAGGAAUUUUGUGUGCUCUUCAGAGCUAAAAUAGGAUCAGUGCUGGAGUGUUUCUGGAUCAGACGUGCAAAAGAAACAUGCACAUCAAUAUGUUGAGUGUCAUCAGAACCUCCUUAAUGGGAACUGAAACUCUUUAGGAAGAAUAAAUUGCAAUACAACUUGGAUAUAGCUCACAUCCACAUAGCAAGUGCUGUUGUGAGUGAAAUGGGACUGCUGUUGGCAUCUGCCCCUGUCCAUUCCCUUUGGUGAGCAAUGUGUGAGGAGUGCUGGGCUGCAGCAGCAGUAGGCUGACUGCUUUCUGCCUUUUAGAGAAGCUCUUUUGAUGUUGCCAAUUCAAAAGGCAACAACUUUUAUUUCUGAUUAAAAAAAAAAAGCAUACGGCCUAGUUUUGAAUCCAAUGCACUUGCUCUUGAUCUCUUUCUAUGUGUCCUGUCACUUUUAUUUUAGGUUUCUGCAGAUACUUUAGUUUUAUCCAGCUCAAGGAUGGCAAGUCUAUGAUGUGAGUGCCAGAAAUGACAACUCCUUUUUCUUCUCUUUGUGUUUGAAACUUUUUGCAGAAUCAGAGCAGCUAAAGUGUAGCUUUAUAAUUCAAUAGUGUUUCAGUAUUCAUUCUUUGUCUGUGUUUAUUGUGGUUAACAUUAAAGGUCAGGCAUUAUCGUUCAGCACAACACAGUUGUUACUUCUUCAUGCCACACACAAGAGCAUUGGGAAAUUUGAUAUAGUGAAUUGAAAAAAUAAUAUGUUAGUCAGUCUGGUUUAACAGAAGUUGAUAUUCCUGGAUGGUUUUGCUUUGUUUAUUGCAGUUCACUCUCACUGCCUUUCUCAUUUAGGAAACUGGGCACCCAAGAUUUCUGAAUCUCUAGACUGUAGUUUUGCUGUAUACCACGUGAAAAAUUAUGGUCUAGAGCUUUUUGUCUCCUUAUAUUUGUUUUUAAAUGUUGAAGACUGUAUCUUGCAUUGUAAUCAACAGAUAAGUAUUCAGCCCAUGGUAACAAGAAUACUGUAACAGGGUAGGAAUUUCAGCUCUUGAACUCUGGACUAGAAACCAAGCCAAAACUUAACUCAUGUUCUCACGCAGGUGAUUCCUCCUCUUUGUUUCUCGAUUAAUCAUUAUCUUUGUUUUGUUUAUGUAGAUUGUAAGUUCUUGUGGCAAGGGUUGUCUUUCGUGCGUGUGUGUGCCUGCGCGUGUGUGUACCCAGGACAAGGAGGUCUGGAGCCCCAGUCCCUGGAAGCUGUAAUAAGCAAUCACCUUGUUAUUGUUUUCCUGGAUAUCAUAAUAAAGAGUAUCAAAUUAAA